This is a messenger RNA of Gamsiella multidivaricata, 1359 nucleotides long. Its product is annotated as CRAL-TRIO domain-containing protein. Gene Ontology annotation, molecular function: phosphatidylinositol transfer activity. The coding region runs from base 230 to 1264 and encodes 344 amino acids. Lineage: Eukaryota; Fungi; Mortierellomycota; Mortierellomycetes; Mortierellales; Mortierellaceae. The transcript is spliced from 3 exons. The record is from RefSeq and is a predicted model, not a curated record.
CACCGUGUCGGCCCAGUGCCGCCUACAACCGGCAGAACGCUGAUCCCGAAGUAAAGAUGUCCCACCACAGAACAUCGUUCUUAUCGCAAACAGCUCCGUAGCACAUCACUCUCUUCUCCUUCACCCCCGCCUUCUCCCCCUCUCUCCUACCCCUCUCUCUCUCUCUCUCACUCACCCACCUCUCUCACAUCUCUCACUCUCUCUUUCUCCCUGACAUCAACACAGCACAAUGGCUGUCCCCGUUACACCGUUGCAGUCAAAGCGCCAGCCCAGACUCACCCCCUCCGCGGAAUGUCGUCUGCCUCCACCGCCCGAGCCCCUGACAGACUCCCAGGCCGCAACCCUCGAUGCCCUCCGCACCCAUAUCCACACCACCGUUGCAAACACCCACGCCCAGCGCCGAUGGGCCGACGACCACUGUCUCGUCCGCUACCUCAAGUCCAAGAAGUGGAACCUCAACGAGUCCAAGCAGGCCGUCCAGGAUUCUAUCCUCUGGAGGGAACAGUAUAAGCCCGACAUCCCCGACAAAAACAGCAUUUGGAUCGAGACCGCUCCUGGAAAGCUCUACGUCUCCGGCUUUGACAUGGAGUCGCGGCCUCUGCUCUACAUGAAGCCUCGACUCGAGAACACUGCCGCCUCGCCAGCGCAGAUCCGCCACGUCGUCUUCCAUCUCGAGCUCGCCAUCGCACUCAUGCCUGAGGGUGUCCAGAAUCUGUGCAUCAUCAUUGAUUUUGCUGGCUCCUCCAUGACCAAGAAUCCCGGUGUUGCCGUUGCUCGUGAGAUCAUCCACGUUCUCGGUAGUCACUAUCCAGAGCGUCUCGGCAAGGCCUACAUUAUCCAUGCUCCAUGGUUCUUCUUCCCCUUCUACAAGCUGAUCUCGCCAUUUAUCGACCCUGUCACAAAAGCGAAAAUUAAUUUCGUAGACAUGAAAAAGCAAAAGCCCAGAUCCGCUGUCUCGACCCCUUCCUCUGCAGCUGCAUCCGAGAUCGAUCUCUCUGCCGGCACUGUCACCACUCCUGUCCACAAGAAGGGCUCUUCUUCUGCGUCUGCAGGAGCCUUAUCUUCUUCGUCUUCAGGAGCAUCGGAUAAUGUGAAUUUGUUGGAUAUGAUCCCAGAAGACAUGCUGGAACAGGCCUUUGGGGGCACCUCCGAUUACGAAUAUGAUCAGGAAACCUACUGGAAUACUGCUGAAAAAGUCCUUGCAGAUGCCAGGAACGCACUGGAGAAAGACCAGACACCCGAUGUAGAUGCGGUUGCUUCGUAGGGCUUCAUUUCCUGUUUUCUUCUUCUCCCCUCCUAAACACCACCUUACAGAUAAAUCUGACACAAAUAAAGCAUCAUGGCAUACAUAUUACUGAA